AUGCACGGCACGCAGCGGAGAAGCCAUAAGCACAAGACUUAUGGUAGAUCUUCCAGGACCCAGCGGUCCACUUACGCCUCGUUCGAGGAGUCGGAAUUUCACGCCAACUCUCACGACCGGCAAGGAAUUUCGGACACUUCCCCCACAUCAGAGUCACCUGACCUGCAACAACCCAGGAAGACUGAGGCCAGAGAGACCAGAGAGACAGAAAUUCAGAAAACUCGAGCUUCUGGCAAACCGGACGGCGAUCUUUCUGGAAACCCAUCUUUUCCAGACGAAUCCACUUACCGUUUCCAAUCUUCCAUCAAAGACGAACUAGGCGCUAUCAAAAGAAAACGCCACAGAUUUUCACCUGAGUUCCAGGGAAUCGACGCCUGUGGAAUUAGCGUCUCUAAUGACGAUUUUAGUGACAUGCAUGCCAAGAGCGAAACUACUUUCACAAAGCCUGAUAACAUCAACCGUCUUAAUCAGGGUGAAAAGUGGGACGGAACCAAUGCGGCCCCGGAUUUCUCACUACAGUCUCAACCAAAUAUGAAAAGCGGCUAUGGAGAAAUUACCCACCCUCGGAAGAAGCUAGUGGAUUUGCUGGAUUCAGUCCACCCACCAGCUGAAGGGCCGCCUGCGUCCCUUAUCAGUGACAGAGAGUCGAAUAGUGUCGCUUGUACUUCGCAGUCUACUCUCACCAGGCAGCGUGACAUUACGCCCCAACGCGUCGAGGAUCCUGCUACUGUACCGUCGUCGGGCUUGCGAGGUUUCCCGGUUACAUAUGCGCGCCAACGAUCUUUUCUAAAUGAAGCAUAUGUGUCAAGUGGCAUUGAAGAUAAAGAGGCAAAUACCAAUUCGAAAAAUCAACUUCUUGAGGCUAAAAAAGCCUCGUGCUUCGACUUGGAUGCCGAUGAUGACACUAGUGUUGGCUCCGGCCCAAUUCGAAGUAUCCAUGAGCUAAGACAAGCGGGUGAUAAUUCGCGCUUUCGAAGCGCAGUUGACUGUAUGUUUGAAGAUAUUGCAAAUGGUGAUAACACGAACUCUACACGAUGCAAUGGUCUUGUACAGCUCAGUUCGAAACUCUUGGACCGUCAAUUUAUCAAUCGGUUCUCUGAAUGUGGAUUUGCAGAAAGGCUUGUGGAGUACAUGCAAUACGUCAAGGAUGACCUCGACAUAAUCUCUGCUUCGUUUGCACUUUGUUCCAUUGAGUUAUUGUUUUCGAGUGGCACGUUCCCCCAAACGCAUCUGGCCAGUCUUUGGCACAGCCUUCUGGUUCUCUCUCCGAGGUUGAUUGAUGUGGAAGAUGACAUCCUGCUUAUGAGUAAGGCACGGGGCUCUGGGGUGUCGAAAGCAGUACAAAAGUCCAUACAGGAAACUCUGCUGAUGUUGUCCAAUCGGCUGCUACCAAUGUUGAGUCCUCGCUCCCUAGCACUUCAAUGUAUCCGGUCUGUUCUUUCAAGUCUCCAACAGCACAACAACACCAUUGAGGCGAUGCCUACCGCAGUUCUGGAUCGGUUCGUUUGUUUAUUGAUAUCGAUACAUCAUAGUAACAUGGACUCGCCAUUAUCACCGGAGGAUUGUCCAAUGGUAAUUACUAUUUUGUCAAUAUUGGAAACAUACACACUUCUUUUGGGUCCUUUGCCUGUCGACCAGCAGAGCGCGUUGAAAUCACUUACGCAGCUCUCCUAUUUCCUUCAGCCGAAGGGAUUCGGACAUUCCAACGAUCGCACCCAACAAAUACAUGUCCACUAUAUUCGCCUCAUAUUGAAUCUCACCAAUAACGAGCCCUCUUUUUGCAAUGCUUUUGUUACGCCUGGUCUUGUCGAGGGUCUGGUCAGCAUCAUAACCUCAGGAUUCAAUAUGUCGCCUGAAGGAGGCCCAGUCGAAGAGAGUAAUACAUUGAACAGGAUAAUACUAGCUCUUGGGACUCUUAUUAAUCUGACAGAGAAAAGCGAUAUGGCAAAAGCUAUGUUUCUCAUUGCGGAAGAUCGUUCUACAUCAUUUCUUCAUUCGCUCGUUCAGAAGUUUUCGGCUAUUAUCAACCUAAUGACCGAGACCCACCCUGUCAAUGAUUCGCACUAUAAUGUCGUUGUUGGUUACUUGUCUAUCCUCUUGGUCACGCUUUGUUUAAACCUCGAGGCAUUAUCGCAAGUAAAGGAAUUGCUUGGUAGGGAGGGUUUGGACAUAUUAUUGUCUACUGCUGACGAGUUCCAAAAAUACCAUGAGAAAGUCGAAGAAGAUUUACAAGCACGAGGUAGUGCAUAUUCUAGUUUCACGGCCCAGUUACAAAGUAUCAUAUGUCAGGUCCGCCAGUCAGAGCGCUUUUUGUGA
Aspergillus chevalieri is the source of this 2316-nucleotide messenger RNA. RefSeq names its product WAPL family protein. The transcript is spliced from 2 exons. Lineage: Eukaryota; Fungi; Ascomycota; Eurotiomycetes; Eurotiales; Aspergillaceae. Bases 1 to 2316 code for a protein of 771 amino acids. The record is from RefSeq and is a predicted model, not a curated record. Gene Ontology annotation, biological process: regulation of chromosome condensation.